CCCUUUUGAUUGAACUUUGCGUGUUUUGCACAAAAGGCUUUUCAGAAGCCCUGCUGCUGCUUCACACAGCCAGAGGAAAACUGUGACUCCUGAAGACACUUCCUCCAUUGCAGCUAGUCAUGUGGUUUUAUAAUCUGUUGCUGAGCUUCGACGUGAAGGGGCUCCUCCUGUUUGUCUUCAUGUUCCUCCUGAUAGCAGACUUCUACAAAAGCAGAAAGCCAGCUAAUUUCCCUCCAGGUCCAAAGGCUCUGCCCUUUGUGGGGAAUUUCUUCAGUUUGGAAAGCAAACAUCCACACGUUUAUUUCCAAAAGUUGGCUAACAUCUAUGGGAGCGUCUUCAGCUUCCGCCUCGGCCAGGAAUCGAUUGUGUUUCUGAGCGGCUACAAGGCUGUGAGGGAGGCGCUGGUGACCCAAGCCGAGAACUUUGUGGACCGACCUUUCAACGCGAUAACUGACCGGUUUUACACUGAACCCUCAGCUGGUCUCUUUAUGGGCAACGGUGAAAAAUGGAAGAGACAGAGACGUUUUGCUUUGUCUACCUUGCGCAACUUCGGUCUGGGCAAAAACUCACUGGAACAGAGCGUUUGUGAGGAGAUCCGACACCUGCAGGAGGAAAUAGAGAGCGAGAAAGGUAAACCUUUCAGCCCAGCAGGCCUCUUCAACAACGCUGUGUCCAACAUCAUCUGCCAGCUUGUCAUGGGGAAAAGAUACGACUACACUGACCACAGGUUUCAGACGAUGCUCCGGUGCAUGUCUGAGGCGGUUAUGCUGGAGGGGAACGUCUGGGGUCAACUCUACUUGGCAUUUCCCAGUGUGAUGAGAUACAUGCCGGGUCCUCACAACACGAUCUUCAGCCACUUCACCACCUUGGAGCAGUUCAUUAGUGAGGAAGUGGAGCGGCACAAGAAGGACCUGGAUCGCGACAAUCCCAGAGACUACAUCGACGCUUUCCUCAUCGAGAUGCAGAACCACAAAGACCCUCAGCUGGGCUUCACAGAGGCCAAUCUGGCUUACUGCGCCAUCGAUCUCUUCCUUGCUGGAACAGAAACUACAGCCACCACGCUGCUGUGGGCUUUGGUUUUCCUUGUAAAAUAUCCUGACGUUCAAGAGAAAAUCCAGCAGGAGAUCGACAGAGUCAUCGGACAGACUCGCCUGCCCUCCAUGGCCGACAGAUCUAGCAUGCCGUACACAGACGCCGUGAUCCAUGAGGUCCAGAGGAUAGGAAACAUACUUCCUCUUAAUGGAAUGAGGGCCGCUGCAAAGGACACAACUCUGGGCGGUUACUUCAUCCCAAAGGGCACAUCUUUGAUGCCUGUGCUGACCUCUGUUCUGUUUGACAAAUCUGAGUGGGAAACUCCAGAAACCUUCAAUCCCGGACACUUCCUGGAUGCCGAUGGGAAGUUUGUGAAGAGGGAAGCUUUCCUCCCGUUCUCUGCAGGGAAACGGGCGUGCCUCGGUGAAAGCCUCGCCAGGAUGGAGCUCUUCCUGUUCUUCGUUGCCUUACUGCAGAAGUUCACUUUCUCUGUUCCUGACGGAGUUGAGCUGAGCACCGAGGGAAUCACUGGGACGACCCGAGUGCCUCAUCCCUACCGGGUGUCUGCUCAGGUCCGCUGAGCUCAGCACUUUUCACCAAACCCGGUUUGGCUCAACAGUCGACGGCCACAGCUUCAGCUGCUGCUGCUUGUUAAAAGUCUUUGUGGAUGUGAUGUUUUUCUGAGUGACGGUUUAAUUAAUUAUCAUUAAAGGCAUCAUACUUUGAGUAACUGAUUUCAAAAAGGACUGAGAAAUAUUUUGUCUUUUACAACAAUGACUUUCUAAAAAUAAGUCUAAAAUAAAAAUCUAUAUUU
Molecule: messenger RNA, 1846 nt
Organism: Poeciliopsis prolifica (blackstripe livebearer)
Lineage: Eukaryota; Metazoa; Chordata; Actinopteri; Cyprinodontiformes; Poeciliidae
Product: cytochrome P450 2J4-like
Exons: 9
Coding region: 120-1613 (497 amino acids)
Biological process (GO): xenobiotic metabolic process
Cellular component (GO): intracellular membrane-bounded organelle; cytoplasm
Molecular function (GO): heme binding; iron ion binding; oxidoreductase activity, acting on paired donors, with incorporation or reduction of molecular oxygen, reduced flavin or flavoprotein as one donor, and incorporation of one atom of oxygen
Source: RefSeq, a predicted model, not a curated record